UUAAAAAGUUGUAAUUGUCGCCGACGGACGGCGCUGAAACGCUGUCGGAGCGCAUCAGACGUUUUGUUCCUGUCACGUGACCCUUUGACCAGGAAGGCGGCAGGUUGCGUGGUGGAAACACAACCAACAAUCUAAAGUACCAUUAGCCAUGUGGCUGGACUAGAGGCACAGUGAUGCCAGCUGUAGAGCAUGUCCGUCUGGGUAGGAAGCGCACCCUGCCCCCGUGCCCCAACCCCCUCUUCCUCCAGUGGCUGUCAGAGCUCCGGGACCAGGCGGCAGAGAAGGGACAGAAGACCCAGUACGUUUAUCAGAAGGCUAUCAGUUCGUUGAAGAAGUACCCCCUCCCUCUCCAGAACGCUCGAGAGGCUAAGAUUCUACAGAACUUUGGAGACGGAAUCUGCAAGAUACUGGAUGAGAAGUUACAGAGGCAUUACAGAGAGAACGGUCCGGACGCUCCCAUCCACUCCCUUCCCAGCGGUGUGACGGUGGCCCCUAGUCGCCGUAGCAACAACAACCUGGCUCAGCCCACCAAACAGCCCUCUAGGAAAGAGAGGGAAGGAGGGAGGAGGAAGAGGGAAUACGUGCCCCAGAAGAGGUCUGGUGGAUAUGCUGUUCUGCUAACACUCUACAGAGAGUCUCAGGUUCCUGGGGGUAAGGGCUUUAUGUUUAAACUGGAGCUGCAGGCUGAGGCCCAGCAUCUGUCUGACAAGUCCUUCUCUGUGCCUGAUCUGGGUAGUAAAUACACAGCCUGGUCCUCAGUGAGCACACUGAUACAGAAAGACUUGGUCCUGAAGACACACAACCCCGCCAGGUAUUCUCUGACUGAGCUGGGUUUGGCCCUGGCAGAGAGACUAGAAGACGGAGAGAGAGAACAAGAAGAGGACAGGAGGAGUGACGUGAGGGAAGAAGAAGAGGAGGGAAGUGGGCCUGGCGUUGACCUUACUGCCAAGGAAGAUGAGAAAAAGAAGAGAAAGCCCAUAGCGGGGCCUGACCCGGCAGCCUAUGUUGCCCAGAGAGGGAGUGAGGUGCCUGGGGUAAACUCCUCAGAAAAGCCCCAGGCUGCAGAGACAAAGACUAGGCCGGCUGGAGGCUGUCUGUACCCAGGCAGUUAUGACAUUGUGCUAUGUGUGGACUUCAUUGAGACUACUGGGGGCAGCACGGCCUGUAAGCAGGAGCUGGUGAAGGAGCUGCAGAGGAACGGCGUAACCUUUGAUGUCAGGAAGUUAAACGUAGGUGACUUCCUGUGGGUGGCCAAGGAGAGGGUCGCUCCCGUGUCAGGUCAGUUGCGUGCCCCUCCAAGUAGGGAGCUGGUGCUUGAUUACAUCAUCGAGAGGAAGAGGAUGGACGACUUGUGUGGUAGCAUCAUCGACGGACGAUUCAGGGAACAGAAGUUUCGUCUGAAGAGGUGUGGUCUACAGAAGCCCAUCUACCUGGUGGAGGAGUGUGGUUCUGCUGCUGCUCACCUGAGUUUACCUGAGACCACACUACAGCAGGCUAUAGUUAAUACACAGGUGGUAGAUGGCUUCUUUGUGAAGAGGGUCCAGGACGUGAAGGAGUCUGUUGCCUACCUCACUGUCAUGACCCGAUACCUCUCCAAGCUUUACCAGAACCGUACGUUGGUCUGUCGCUCCAGGGAGCUAGAGGGGGAUGGACAGAACGAGGAAGAGUGUGGAGGGAGGGAGAGAGAGGACCCCUCCUGUUCUCUCAUCUCCUUCGCAGAGUUCAACCAAGGAGCUGUCAAGAACAAGUGUCAGACAGUGAGAGAGGUGUUUGCCAGACAGCUGAUGCAGAUCUCUGGACUCUCUGGUGAUAAGGCUGUUGCUAUACUAGAGCACUACAGUACUCUACACAGUCUGUUGAAAGCGUAUGAGCAGUGCCCCAGCGACACAGAAAGAGAGAAACUACUCUCCUCCAUCCGAUAUGGAAAACUGAAAAGGAACUUGGGUCCAGCUUUGAGUCGCACAGUUUACCAGCUCUACUGUACGAAAGGAGCACUGUCAUAGACACACACACUCUCGCUCACACUCACAACACACACACACACACCUCUACAAUGUAGUGUUUAAGUCAUUCCCUGCCAAUGUAAACCUAUAUGAAAAUGCUGCUAUUGUUGUGAUUUUUCUACUAUUUUCUAGUCAAGUGGGGCAGCAGGGUAGCCUGGUGGUUGGAGCAGGUAGCCUAGUGGUUAGAGGCAGGUAGCCUGGUGGUUAGAGACAGGGUAGCCUGGUGGUUGGAGCAGG
Oncorhynchus mykiss (rainbow trout) is the source of this 2240-nucleotide messenger RNA. The record is from RefSeq and is a predicted model, not a curated record. Lineage: Eukaryota; Metazoa; Chordata; Actinopteri; Salmoniformes; Salmonidae.